AUGCCCCUCGUCCGGUUUAUCCAGAAAUACGCUAAGGAGUAUGACGAGGCGUUCCCCACAAGCAUCGAGUUGGGACCACCAGACACCCUUCCGAACGAGCCCCUUUCAAUCCCAGGAGUCGCGAACGUCAGUGCACCGACGUAUUAUGCGGGAUUCUUCAUAGACGCGGUGUUUCUGCACUAUCACUUGAAGGAUAUUGGCUGGUCCCCCAACCCCAUUUCGCUCGACUUUGAUAUCGGCCGGGAAUGGAGAACGCGUGGUAAACCAGAACCAUUCGUCAUUCCCAAAGCUAUGCCGCGCCCCUCUGGAGAUUAUCUCAUUUGGUUCAUUCAUCGAGCCUCGCCUCCCCAGUUUGUGCAGAAAUUCCUCACACAUCGGGAUGAGGUCCUGGCACGCUUUUGCGACAUGAUGCGCUUCACGUCAGAGGAAGCGGCAUUCAUUCGAGGGAACGUCAAGUGGCAAAGAUUCACACAUGAAGAUCGGGAGCUUCCGCCUGAUGUGAUUCUCUGUAAGGAAUCUUUCGGUGGAGAUUCGACGUCGGAAGAGGACUCGGAGUAG
This is a messenger RNA of Coprinopsis cinerea okayama7#130, 558 nucleotides long. RefSeq lists its product as hypothetical. Bases 1 to 558 code for a protein of 185 amino acids. NCBI's taxonomy places the organism in Eukaryota, Fungi, Basidiomycota, Agaricomycetes, Agaricales, Psathyrellaceae. The transcript has 3 exons. The record is from RefSeq and is a predicted model, not a curated record.